Molecule: messenger RNA, 2110 nt
Organism: Carassius carassius (crucian carp)
Lineage: Eukaryota; Metazoa; Chordata; Actinopteri; Cypriniformes; Cyprinidae
Product: tripartite motif-containing protein 16-like
Exons: 6
Coding region: 310-1935 (541 amino acids)
Molecular function (GO): zinc ion binding; protein binding
Source: RefSeq, a predicted model, not a curated record
UAAAUUUGAAUUAAUAUAUGUGUAUGUGGGUAUGUGUUCACUACUCUGUGCUGUCUGUUUGCAUUUGGAUAGAUUGAUUUCAGAGGAAAAAAAUUACGAAUAUGGAUUAUCAUACUUGGUUUACUUUAAUGAGAGUAAAGUGUGUCGAAACUAAACUCUACAGGGGCUUUACAAAUUUGCAGGCACGCCUGUUUUAUACACGUUACUCAAACACAGAACCCGGAAACAGGAAUCAGUUCAGGGAAAGAGAAAGUGAAAGUGUAGUUGAGCGGUUGUGUGUUCGUAUCUGUAUUCAUGAUAAAUGUAUAAAUGGCUGAAGCCAGAUAUUUUCAGGAUGAUUUCUCUUGUUCAGUGUGUCUGGAUCUCCUGAAGGAUCCAGUGACCAUCCAGUGUGGACACAGUUACUGUAAUAAUUGUAUUACAGGCCGCUGGGAUCAGGAGGAUCAGAAGAGAGUCUACAGCUGUCCUCAGUGCAGACAGACCUUCAGUCCAAGACCUGCUUUAUCUAGAAACACCAUGCUGGCUGAAGUGGUGGAGAAACUGAAGAAGAACAAACUUCCUGCUGACUGUGACGCUGGCGAUCGAGAUGUGCAGUGUGACGUCUGUACUGGAAGAAAAUUCAAAGCUGUCAAGUCCUGUCUGAUGUGUCUGAACUCUUACUGUCAGAAUCACCUCGAACAACAUGAGAGUUGGUUUAGAGGAAAAAGACACAAUUUGACCGAAGCCACUGGACGACUGCAGGAGAUGAUCUGCCAGAAACAUGAGAAGCUCCUUGAGGUUUUCUGUCGCACUGACCAGAAAUGUAUAUGCAUGCUGUGUACGAUUAUUGAACAUAAAAACCACGACAUUGUUUCAGCCACAGCACAGAGGACAGAGAAUCAGAAGCAGCUGAAGGAGACGCAGAAGACGCUCCAGCAGAGAAUCCAGCAGAGAGAGAAAGAUCUUCAUCAGCUGAGAGAGACUGUGGAGUCUCAUAAGACUGCAGUGGACGACAGUGAGGGGAUCUCUACUGAGCUCAUCGGCUCCAUUGAGAGAAGCUGCUCUGAGCUGAUACGACUGAUCAGAGAUCAGGAAAAGACAGCAGUGAGUCGAGCUGAGGGACGACUGGAGCGACUGGAGCGACUGGAGCAGGAGAUCAAUGAUCUGAGGAGGAGAGACGCUGAGCUGGAGCAGCUUUCACACACACAGGAUCACAUCCAGUUCCUGCAGCGUUUUCAGUCUUUCUCAGCACCUCCUGAAUCUACAGACGUACAUGAUGAUCUCUUCAGUUCUCUCUUCUCUUCUGAUGCUCUGAGAGAAUCUGUCCUUCAGCUGAGAGACAAACUGGAGGAUUUCUGCAAAGAGGAGCUGAAGAAGAUCUCAGACAGAGCCACAUUCACCAACAUUGAUCACUGGACCAGGAACGACUUUCUACAAUAUUCCCAUCAGCUCACUCUGGAUCUGAACACAGUGAAUAAAAACCUCUGUCUGUCUGAGAACAACAGGGUGAUUACAUUCACUUACACAAAUCAGUCGUAUCCUGAUCAUCCAGACAGAUUUGAUGUGUAUCGUCAGGUGUUGUGUAAAGAGAGUGUGUGUGGACGCUGUUACUGGGAGAUUGAGUGGAGGGGACGUGUGUUUAUAUCAGUGUCAUAUAAGAGCAUCAGCAGGAAGGGAGGGGAUGAUGAAUGUUUGUUUGGAUUUAAUGAUCAGUCCUGGAGUUUAAUCUGCUCUUCCUCCAGUUACUCAUUCAUACACAAUAACAUACAGACUGUUCUCUCUGUAGAGUCCAUCAGCAGGAGAAUAGGAGUGUUUGUGGAUCACAGAGCAGGAACUCUGUCCUUCUACAGCGUCUCUGACACAAUGAGCCUCAUCCACACAGUCCAGACCACAUUCACUCAGCCGCUCUAUCCUGGGUUUGAGGUUAAAAAAAGAUCAUCUGUAAAAUUUUGUUGAUGAAUCAGAAUAGACUGAAGAGAUAUUAUACCCAUAAUGCUUUGAGCUGCAUGAUUAGUAAAAGUGAGAUUUUAUAGAGUCUCUACUUUUCUCUUCAUGACAUUAAUAGUGCAGCUGAACUUGUGUCACUGAAAUAACCUUAAGAAUAUAUGUGUGCAAUAAAUCUUCAUACAGA